Molecule: messenger RNA, 5109 nt
Organism: Hypanus sabinus (Atlantic stingray)
Lineage: Eukaryota; Metazoa; Chordata; Chondrichthyes; Myliobatiformes; Dasyatidae
Gene: rab13
Product: RAB13, member RAS oncogene family
Exons: 8
Coding region: 275-883 (202 amino acids)
Biological process (GO): protein secretion; Golgi vesicle fusion to target membrane; protein localization to plasma membrane
Cellular component (GO): plasma membrane; endosome; synaptic vesicle
Molecular function (GO): GTP binding; GTPase activity
Source: RefSeq, a predicted model, not a curated record
UUUUUUUUCGGGAAAAAAAGUUCCUUUCGCCCAAACAGGAAGGUCCUGACACGAAUUACCCUCUAUCAGUAAUAGAAAUAGAGAAACUAAUAAAUUCUGGAUAGUUUGGUUUCAAAACGUCCUGCCUGAGAAGGAGAGGUUUUGUCCAAUGUUAGUACGCGGAGGUGAAGCCACUCCUGGAUGUGGAAGUAAGAGAGGGAGAAAGAGCGUUUCUUCCCCCACCCUGUAUAUAUAAAGAAAACACACAGCGCUUCAUAAAGAAAUUAGCUUCAAGAUGGCGAAAGCGUACGAUUAUUUGUUCAAACUACUGCUGAUCGGAGACAGCGGGGUAGGAAAGACUUGUCUCAUUAUCCGCUUCGCCGAUGACAACUUCAAUAGCACUUACAUUUCUACCAUUGGCAUUGACUUCAAGAUCAAGACCAUAGAUGUCGGUGGGAAGAAGAUCAAAUUGCAGGUCUGGGACACAGCCGGACAGGAAAGGUUUAAAACCAUCACAACUGCAUAUUACAGAGGAGCAAUGGGCAUCAUACUGGUCUACGACAUCACAGACGAGAAGUCGUUCGAAAACAUCCAGAACUGGAUGAAGAGCAUUAAAGAGAAUGCCUCUGCAACUGUAGAGCGGAUGCUACUGGGAAACAAGUGCGACAUGGAAGGCAAGCGGAAGGUGCCCAAGGAUAAAGCGGAGAAGUUGGCCAAGGAUCAUGGGAUUCGAUUCUUUGAAACGAGCGCCAAGUCCAGUUUGAAUGUGGAAGAGGCUUUCCAGACCCUGGCUCAGGAUAUAUUGAUAAAAUCAAGCAAGAAGUCGGGCAUCGGUUCUCCUGGCUCCAAGACUCCGCUGGACAGUCCACAGAAAAGCAGUUCCUCCAAAUGCUCCUUGAUUUAAACCUAGUUAAUCCCGCGCACACCACGGACCUCCAGAAACACCUGUCUGACCAUCUGUGGAUAACUUAUUGAAUUCAACCGUCUGUGUGGGGAGGGGUCCGUCAGAUCAUUCUGACAUCUCAUGGUUUGUGUUCACUUGAAUCUACUCAUCUCCUGUCUCCAGCAACCCCUCUACCUCUUCCCUUUAUCUUUCACUUUUUUUCUUCUCCAUUCUUUCCAUUCUUGUGCUCCCUCUCCUUUUUCCCCUCUCCCCACCUCUCUUCUUCCCCUCUCUCACCCCAUCUCUCCUCACCCCCCAUCCUUCCUCUCCCCCUCCUCUUUCCCCACACUCUCUCCCCCUCAUCUUCUCUUUCUCUCUCUCUCUCUCUCUGACAUUCCCCCUCCCCAAUAUGUCGAGCCUGGAAGUGAGUGAUUAAUCAUUGCUCUGCUCUAGGUAUGUAGGUACAACUGCCAUUGAGGUUUGGAUGUGUCCACUUGCCCUUUAUGGGGGAGGGGAAGAUGGGGGUUGGACAUAAGCUGUGCAUCAGAACUGUGGUGUUUCUACCAGUGUAUUAUUCAGUGCAGUGUUACAAACUUUUACUUUAUCCUGUUUUGAAGAGCAAGACUUCCUUCAGCCUUAGAGUUACCUUAGCAGGGAAACCAAGUUCCCAACCGGCCACUUUGAAAUUCCCAAUCCACUUGCGAACAGAAUGAAUAUUCUGAUUACACAAUGAUGGGACCUGGGACGGAGGGUGAUUCUAUUCAAGCCCCUCCAACCCCCCCCCUCCCCCCAUGAACACGUAAGCCCCAGAAUGAAAAGAGAAAGCAGGAAGGUACUGGGGCAAAAGGUUAAUAGGUCAAUCUCAUCUCCCCCCACCACCACCCCAGCUCAUAAAUGCGAGACGUUGGAAAUGCAAACACAGGUGGAGGUUUGCAUUGGGCAGCACCUAUGGAGAGGAAUAAAGAGUCAACAUCUUGGGCUGAGCCCCUUCCUGAACUCUUCAUCCCUCUCCAUGCCUGACCUGCUGAGUUCCUCAUGGAUUUUGUGUUUGUUGAGCUGAUGUGCCUCAGUCAUCCAUCCUCUUAGACCAGUAGCCUCAGGUCAUGAUGGAGAAGCUAAAGACCCCAUGCCUGUGAUUCAAGAGAUGUGGGAUCUGCUGGAUUCCACCUGAAACCGUGGUAAAUGAUAACCUCCAUAGGCCGACCAUAACCUCACACUCCAUUUGACCAGCUCUCCCACCCCAGGACACUUCCUCUGUCACAGUGGUCUUUCUAAACACAAGAUGCUGCAGAUGCUGGAAAUCUGGAGCAACACACACAAAAAGCUGGAGGAACUCAGCAUCUAUGGAAAUAAAUAAACAGUCGGCACUUUGGGACUUCCACCAUGUCUGGAAAGGAAGGGGAAGAAGAAUAAGAAAGUGGGAGAGGGCGAGGAGUACAAGCUGGCAGGUGAUAGCUGAGACCAGGUGAGGGGGGAAAUGGGUGAAUGGGGAAGAGGGAGGUGAAGUAAGAAGCUGGGAGGUGAUGAAUGGAAGAGGUAAAGGGCUGAUGAAGAAGGAAUCUCAUCGGAGAGCACAGUGGACCAUGGAAGAAAGGGGAGGAGGAGGGGAAUCUGAGGAAGGUGAAGAGAAGUGAAGGGAUAACCAGAAUUGUGAAUGGGAAAAGAGGAGAGAGAAAUUACUGAAAGUUGGAGAAAUCGGUGUUUGUGCUGUCAGGCUACCCAGACAGAAUAUGAAGUGUUGUUCCCCCAACCUGAGAGUGGCCUCGUUGUGGCAGUAGAGGAGGCCAUUGACCAACGGAACUGAGUGGUCAACGGGAGAUCCUGCCUUUCGCAGCAGACAGAGUGAAGGUGCUCGCCGAAGCAGACCCCCAGUUGUGGCUUCUGCCCCCUUCCUUUCCAGUGCUGAAGAGGGGCCUGAACCCAAUACACAGAUGAAGCCUGACCUGCUGAGUUCCUGCAGCAUUUUGUGUGUGUGUGUGUGUGUGUGUGUGUGUGUGUGUGUGUGCGCGCGCAGUGGUCUUUAUGCUAGCUGUGGUUGGAGAAGGAGUGGCGUGUCCUGGGAGGCGCUACACCAAUACACCCCAGCACCAACGUGCAUUGGGGAGGGGGACUCAAUUAAAAGCCCUUGGCAGCUCUGGUUUGGGAGAAUGGGAGAGGAUCAGAAACGGGUAGUCAUCUCUAACCAGAACACCGUCAUUCCUAUGUUGCACCCACCAGUUGAAAUGCUGGCGGCCUCCUGUCUUUUUGCACUUCUACCACUCUGGUCAGCAGUUGGUCACCCCAGCUGUCCUGUAGAGUACGUCUCGUGAACCAGGGCAUCAUCUUUGAGAAGCAGGGAAACCUUUAGCUAGGUUGUGCUGACUGCUAUAAUGACAUUGGGCAAAGAUGGUCCGGAGUUUGAGUUGAUAACAGCAACACAAUAGAGCCCACAGUUUGGUGUGGGCAUGAGGAGAGAUAGCAGCACCAUUACUUAUCUUCUCUUGGCUGGAAUGUGCUUGGCAUUUCAAAUCCUUCUUAGUCGUAGAGAGGGAAAUGAGCCAUUCUGCCCUCUGAGGCCAUCAGCCAUCCAUCUACACACGUCCCAUUUUUAAUUCUCCCCACCCCAGAUUCUACUGUUAAGACCAACUAGGAGUAGGAUCAGCCCACUGACAUAGCUGAUCUCUUCCCCAGCCCUAUUCUCCCCAUAAUCCUUAACCCCAUGCCAACGAGAUCUUAUCAAUCUGUCUUCAGUACAUCCAAUGACUUGGCCUCCACAGGUUCACUAUUUCUGUUCUAAAGGGACGUCUUUAAUCUGAGGCUGUGCCCUCUGGUCUUAGACUCUCCCACAAUUGGAAACGGGCUCUUCAUGCCCACCCUAUCAAUGAGAUUCCUCCUCCCUCCCCCCUCCAUCAUCCUAAACUGUUAUAAGUGUACACAGAGACAAUGGGGCGAGGCUGGUUUGCACAAGGUACUGAGCUGCUGGUCACAACCCUCUGUGAUUCCUCGACCAGAGGAGAAGCAGGAGCUGGAGAGGUUUAUGACAUAGGAACACGAUUAGGCCACUUGGCCCAUCGAGUCUGCACCACCAUUCCAUCAUCACCCCUAUGGGGCGCAGGCCGCUGACGGCAGCUCACCAGAGUCCUCUGCCUUGGGCCAGUCUCUCAAGCUUACAGGUGACGAUCCUUCCUGUCCCAGGGAUGAGCUCUUUGCAGCUUCUGUUGGUAUUUCUGUGGCUCUGGGUUUUAACAGGAUGGGGUUACUAACCCCAUACCCAGCCCUCCGCCUUUCACAGCCAGGCUUGGGACCAUCCGUGGUGAAGUUGCUAUUCCAUCAUGACUGAAAUAUUAUCCCUCUCAACUCCUUUCUCCCCGUAACAUUUGACGCCCUGGCUAAUCAAGAACUAUCAACCUCCACUUUAAGUAUACCAGUGACUUGGCCUCCACAACCAUCUGUACCACAGUCAAUCUAAAGAAAUCCCUCCUCAUUUCUGUUCUAAAGGGAUGUCCUUCUAUUCUGAGGCAGGUCCUAGACUCCCCCAAUAUAGGAAACUUCCUCACUACAUCCAGGUCUUUCAACCUAUAUAGGUGUAAGGGUGGGGGGAACUCUGGUGCUUGAAUUGAAUUCAAUGGCAGAGUAAUGGAAGCCAGGACUACUGGAAUUAGAGGAGCUUGAAGACUUUGGAUAAGGUUAUAGGGGUCGAAAAAUGUCUACCAGCUUCAAAAGAAGAUAUACUCAGUAGCCACUUUAUUAGGUAUCUAAUCCCCAAUCCUGUGGCAGCAACUCAAUGCAUAAAAGCAUGCAGACAUGGUCAAGAGGUUCAGUUGCUGUUCAGACCAAACAUCAGAAAGGGGAAGAAAUGUGAUCUAGGUUUAGACUGUGGAAUGGUGGGUGGUUUGAGUAUCUCAGAAACUGCUGAUCUCCUGGGAUUUUCACACUCGACAGUCUCUAGAGUUUUCAGAGAAUUCAAUGAGUGGCAGUUCUGUGGGCAAAAAUGCCAUGUUAUUGAGAGAGGUCAGAGGAGAAUGGCCACUUGUUCAAGUUGACAGGAAGGCGACAGAAACAAACAACAGUGGUGUGCAGAAGGGCAAUGUGGUGAACUACAUAUACCCACCUGGACAUGCCCCCUGCUGACUGCUCCUGUGGCUCCUCCCACUGACCCCGGUAUAAAGGCCAUUGAGGCCUGAGCCCUGCCCUCAGUCUCCAGGAUGUAGUACGGUGGUCAAUUGCUGCUUGUUCUUUCUUCCAGUCAAUAAAAGCCGAUAUCUCGC